Planococcus citri (citrus mealybug) is the source of this 1662-nucleotide messenger RNA. RefSeq lists its product as uncharacterized. Lineage: Eukaryota; Metazoa; Arthropoda; Insecta; Hemiptera; Pseudococcidae. The record is from RefSeq and is a predicted model, not a curated record. The transcript is spliced from 4 exons. Bases 153 to 1457 code for a protein of 434 amino acids.
UUAUUGAUAAAAAUUUGAUUUGUUUUGAUCGUUGAAAAUAAUUUUGAAUUUUGCUCUAAAAAAGUGAAAAUUUAGGGAAAUAAUACGUAUUAUUUUAAUUAAUAUUUCCUAAUUAUGACUAUAUAGUUAACGAAUAAUUGAUUCAAUACAAAAUGCCGCCGUUCACAUCAAAAAAUAGCAGUCCUUGUUUUCCUAAAUUACAGCAUAAAUGUUUGGGUCGUAUGGAUGCCACUAUUCAAGAGAAUUUGAACUUCCCCGAUGAUAUAAACGAAAUCCACGUCUGUUAUGCCAAAAACAACAGCUACGUUUUACGUACGACUGUAAAAUCGUCGGAAGAAAUCGAAGAAUUCCUGAACAAAUGGACGAAAGAAAGUAGAGUCGUAUGGAGAGUGAAUAAAACUUGCCCUCGAAGAAAUGCUGCCGGAUUAAAGAACAUAUAUUGGAAAGAGUUUCGGUGCCAAAGUUCCAAUUUGAAAGUUAGCAAGAAUGCGAAGAAACUUCACAAGAAGCAUACUGGUUGCGAAGCUUAUAUGACUAUUACUAUUAAGAAAGUGGCGAAUCGGUGUAGAUCUAGAGAUACUCAUAUGCCAAAGUAUCCAACAGUCAUAAGGAUAAAUAGUAAUCACAAUCACCUGAUUCAGCACAUGGAUUAUUUGAAAAACAGUCCCGUUUCUCAGGAAACCAAAACGAAAUUCCUAAAGAUGUUCAAAAAAGGUCAUAAUGCUUUAUCGGCGUUGAAUCUUCAUCGGAUAGAUUUACAAAGAGAGUACGGUAACUCGAUUGUGUUCGCAGAAAUGGAUCGUUCGAUUUGUCCCGACAAUCAGUGGUGUUAUAGACUUUACGCUUCGUUUCUGGCCAACAAAGAAAUCGUACCAGAUAGCGACGAAGAAUGUGAAACGAACAUCAUGAUUACCGAAGACACCGAGUCACCAGAACCAGCACCACCAUCUCCCACCGAAUGUGAUAACUCUUGUGAUAUCGUCGAAAAAGCAUCAGCUAAUCAGUUAACGUACGCUGAAACCGAAUGUUGUCCUAUCGAGAACUUAAUCUACGGUGACGAUCCGUCUGUGAAAAUCGAAUACGAGUACGACGAUAUUGUUGAUGAUACAAGUAGUAGAAGUCCAAGUGUAGAAGAGUGUUUCGAAGAAGAAGAUAUUAUUGUAUCUGAACAGCAAGAUCCGCUCGAUGAAGAAGACUUCGAAAAAGACGAUCUCGUUCAGGAGACUGGUUCUUAUGAUGAAAAUCGUGUUUCUAAAGAAGAUAAUUACUAUCCACCGUCUAAUCUGACCGAGCAGGAGAUAAGAAAAUAUAUGGCGCCGUUCGUGAAAUUCAUGACGAUUAAAUUGAGAACUGCUCCGGAGCUGUAUGCGCCGGCCAUGGAUAUUUUCAAUAACAGGCUUAGGUAUUUUGAAAACGAUCUUGAGGUAUCGGAAGCGUUGUUUAAAUUUGGAAAAUGACUGAAGUUUUACCUGGCUUACCGUAAUUGUUGAUAAUUUUGUUUAUUUAUUUUAAGUACUUUUUAUGAAAACACGAGUUCGUCGAUUUUUUUCUCGUUGAACGAAUUUUCUUCAUUUUUGUAAUCAAUAUGAAUUCUAAAAGCUGAACAGAUGAUGAAUAUCUGUUUUAUAUAUUAAAUUAUUAGUUUUUUUAUGUGUGUUUUGU